Aspergillus vadensis CBS 113365 is the source of this 1408-nucleotide messenger RNA. It is a transcript of the gene och3, whose product is annotated as glycosyltransferase family 32 protein. Gene Ontology annotation, cellular component: mannan polymerase complex. Gene Ontology annotation, biological process: protein N-linked glycosylation. The record is from RefSeq and is a predicted model, not a curated record. Bases 154 to 1362 code for a protein of 402 amino acids. Lineage: Eukaryota; Fungi; Ascomycota; Eurotiomycetes; Eurotiales; Aspergillaceae. The transcript is spliced from 4 exons. Gene Ontology annotation, molecular function: alpha-1,6-mannosyltransferase activity.
CACGACGCAGAAAAAGUCGAAGACCAAGGCAUAUCCAUGUCUGCCUAGCCACCCCCCAAUGAAAGAUUAUCAUGGCCUUUGCUAACCUCUACUGAUGCCGGAUAAAUCGACUUUCCCACCCGCCUUCCCUGGAGUAUUAUACUCAUCACAACGAUGGUCUGGCGCUACAUGUUACGACGUCCCGUGCUGGGCGCACUUUGCUUCCUAGUGCUUUUCACCUGGUUACUUCAACAGCCUGAUACCUCGGUUAAACAGAUUUCUCUUCUUCAACACCGUUACCCAUUGCUGUUCGAACGCGUUCAUACGAACACUCGCAGUGGUGGAGCGUGGUACAUCCCACCGACCUGGACAAAUGGGACGAGACAGCAUCCCGAGAACAUCGUCGACGCCGCCGAGCGAGUGUUGCGCUUGGCCCAGACGACUGAACGACAGAUCCCGCACUCCUCAAUCCCCCUGAUCGUCCACCAAACCUGGAAGAGCACGCGCGUUGACACCUGGCCACACGUGUUACAGCAGAGCACGGAGAAAUGGUUGCGCACGGUAGACGAGCAGAUGGCUUAUUUUUUGUGGGACGAUGACGGAAUACGACAGUUCAUUCGGCGGUUCGAGCCAGAACGGGAGAAACAGUUCUAUGCUUUACCCAGCCACGUGGAACGGUCGGAUGUCUUCCGGAUUCUCGUGUCCAAGUGGAUCGGAGGGGUUUACGCAGAUAUCGACACUGAGCCUCUACAAUUGCCGACAUAUUGGAUCGCCGAGACUGAUAUUUUGCCUUGGGAAGAUCACGAGACUGGGCAUGUGUAUAAUUCUACAGGUUCUGUCCAUGCAAUCGUUGGGUUAGAAGCAGACUGUCCGCCGAACAGUGAUACCUACUGGCGCAUGGGAUACCUGCUGCCCGUGCAGUUGACCCAGUGGGCCUUUGCAUGGGCGCCAGGUCAUCCAAUCUUGCAGAUCUUUCUCGACCGUCUUUUCAUGGAACCUGCGCUUCAGCCGCAUUCGAACGAUCUGGACGCACUAGAUCCCCUCACCCUCACUGGACCUGUCGCAUUUACUCAUGCGGUGCAGAGCUGGCUCGAAGCUACGGUCGGCCUCCGAUGGAACGCGUUGUCAGGCUUGCAGGAUGGAGGGGAAAGUAAAUUAGUGGAGGAUGUCUUGGUUUUGCCCAUCACUGGAUUCAGUCCCGGUCGAGGGAAGUAUGGAAACAUGGGUUCCAAGCCCAUCUCGGACCCCUCUGCGCGCUUGUACCAUCACGCGCAAGGAUCUUGGAGAGAGUUCAACUUGCGAGUUGAGUAUGGCAAGCUCUGUCGAACGGUGUUUGGCAAGUGUCGAACGUGGUCCAAAGUGCCCCAGGGUCUGUUACUCUGAGGAGCAUCCGCUGAAGAAGACAACAAUACUCAUAGGGUGGCCUAGU